Lutra lutra (Eurasian river otter) is the source of this 1360-nucleotide messenger RNA. RefSeq names its product MIF4G domain containing (gene MIF4GD). Gene Ontology annotation, biological process: regulation of translational initiation. Gene Ontology annotation, cellular component: cytosol. Lineage: Eukaryota; Metazoa; Chordata; Mammalia; Carnivora; Mustelidae. The coding region runs from base 205 to 873 and encodes 222 amino acids. Gene Ontology annotation, molecular function: protein binding; RNA binding; translation activator activity. The record is from RefSeq and is a predicted model, not a curated record. The transcript has 6 exons.
CGUUGGCCCCGCCCCGGCGCCGCGCUCGGAAAUGACCUAAGCGGCGGCGAGGCCCGGCGGGUCGUUCCAGCUCUGCGGCGCGGCGGACGGGGGGCGCGCGCGCCAUGCCUGCCGAGCUGCCUCCGGGCACGGGGGCGCGGUGCCCGCCCGGCAGGUGCUGUCAUUAGUCCCACCUCAAUAAAGAGCUGCUGGGGCUGAACGGUCAUGGGGGAUCCCGGUAGAGAGGAGUAUAAAAUCCAGUCUUUUGAUGCAGAGACUCAGCACCUGCUGAAGACAGCACUCAAAGAUCCAGGUGCUGUGGACUUGGAAAAGGUGGCCAAUGUGAUUGUGGACCAUUCUCUGCACGACUGUGUGUUCAGCAAAGAAGCAGGACGCAUGUGCUAUGCCAUCAUUCAGGCUGAGAGCAAGCAAGCAGGCCAGAGUGUCUUCCGACGGGGACUCCUCAACCGGUUGCAGCAGGAGUACCAGGCUCGGGAGCAGCUGCGAGCCCGGUCUCUGCAGGGCUGGGUCUGCUACGUCACCUUUAUCUGCAACGUCUUUGACUACCUGAGGGUGAACAACAUGCCCAUGAUGGCGCUGGUGAACCCCGUCUAUGACUGCCUCUUCCGGCUGGCCCAGCCUGACAGUCUGAGCAAGGAGGAGGAGGUGGACUGCCUGGUGCUGCAGCUGCACCGCGUGGGGGAGCAGCUGGAGAAGAUGAACCGACAGCGCAUGGAUGAGCUCUUUGUCCUGAUCCGAGACGGCUUCCUGCUCCCAAGCGGCCUCAGCUCCCUGGCCCAGCUGCUGCUGCUGGAGAUCAUCGAAUUCCGGGCAGCCGGCUGGAAGACGACCCCGGCUGCGCACAAGUAUUACUACAGCGAGGUCUCCGACUAGGUUUCCGGCUCAGGCUGCCUCACCAGCAGCACCGGCCUGUCCCUGCCAGACCUUGAACAGCUCAUGGGGGUUUCCCACUCACGCGGCGGUCCUGCCUGAGCACAUUCCCCGGGUUCAGGGACCAGGGAAGACCCCAAACAGACCUGCCCCUAAUGUCCCAUCAGCCUCUCCCCCCAUCACCUCCAGCCUGGGCCAGGCAGAGAAAGGCAGCUUCCAACACCCACCGCACUGUGUAACCACUGGUGCAACAGCCAUCUUGGUGCCUCAGUUUCCCCAUCUGUAAAAGGGGUACCCAUAGCUACUGGUGGUAUACUUUGGGAUACUGAGGAGCAGAGCACAAGUCACACCAGAAACUGCUUUUUAUACAUUUUGUACAAGGACCACUUUGGAAACAAAUUUCCAGUCGAUUUUAGUAAAUGGCAGGUACCACACAUGCGACACCAGUUCAGGGCGAGAAUUUUCUAAUAAACCUUUUCUAACAUUAAAA